This is a messenger RNA of Oncorhynchus kisutch (coho salmon), 4460 nucleotides long. RefSeq names its product microtubule associated serine/threonine kinase-like (gene mastl). The record is from RefSeq and is a predicted model, not a curated record. Bases 500 to 3166 code for a protein of 888 amino acids. Gene Ontology annotation, cellular component: nucleus. Gene Ontology annotation, molecular function: protein serine/threonine kinase activity; ATP binding. Gene Ontology annotation, biological process: peptidyl-serine phosphorylation; intracellular signal transduction. The transcript is spliced from 13 exons. Lineage: Eukaryota; Metazoa; Chordata; Actinopteri; Salmoniformes; Salmonidae.
CUCUAUGUUGGCAACAUUCGUAACAAACAGCAUUCAAAAUAUGUAUGACGUAACAUAUUAUUUUGAUACUAGGUGUCCUACCCGUUGCCUGAUGCCAAUUCUUCUAGAAGAGUAGCUCUAGAAAUAAGAUGGCCCAAAAACUCAAUUGUAUUCAUUGAUUAAUUCAUACAUUUAUUAUUUGGCCAAAUCUGCCUUUGAAGUGAUCUGCAUUUCAAGUGUUUAUAUUCGUAUAGGCACUAUCUUUGGCCACGAAUAGUACGUCACGCAGGACCCCUAUUUCUGUGAGCGGAUUUCAAAUUUCAAAACAAACCGCGCCUUGUCUUGUCUGUCAGGUUAGUGAAAAGAUUUGUGUCAUAAAACUUCAUAUCGGUAUUUUGAACUGUAACAGCUUACUAGUUUAAUUGCAUGCACGCUUUUUGUUUUUAAUUACUCUCAGGAUGUAUUCCCCUUGAAGAGUUGCAAAAGUUACGCUAACGUUAGCUGCUAGUAGGUGCCAACUAUGGAUGCGGGUGAAAAGCAGGGUGCGUGCUCCCUUUCAUGUGCAGAUGGGAAGGUAUCCGAUAUUCCAAAACCUGCCUCAAUCGAAGACUUCGUUGUUUUGAAGCCCAUCAGCCGUGGUGCCUUUGGAAAGGUUUACCUUGCACGGAAGAAAAGCAAUGCACGCUUAUAUGCAAUCAAGGUGGUGAAGAAAGCAGACAUGCGUGACAAAAAUAUGGCAGAUCAGAUGAAGGCAGAGCGGGACGCAUUGGCCCUCAGCAAAAGUCCCUUUGUUGUGCACCUCUUCUACUGUCUCCAAUCAGCAGCAAAAGUGUAUUUGGUGAUGGAAUACCUUAUUGGAGGGGAUGUGAAAUCACUUCUUCACAUCUAUGGGUAUUUUGAUGAGGACAUGUCAGUGAAAUACAUUUCAGAGGUGGCACGUGCUUUAGACUACCUCCAUCGCCAUGGAAUCACCCACAGGGACCUAAAGCCGGACAAUAUGCUUGUGUCUAAUGAAGGCCACAUCAAGCUUACAGAUUUUGGCCUCUCCAAAGUCAAGCUUGACAGGGAAUUGAGUCUUGCCGAUAUCAUGACAACCCCAUCUUUGGCAAUGCCUAAACAAGAUUAUUUCCGCACCCCUGGUCAAGUCCUGUCUUUGAUCAGCUCUCUUGGACUUAACACGCCAGCAGUGGAGGGCAAGCGGCACAGCAGCGGCUCGGCUGUGUUUAGCCCUAUGUCAUGUGGGAAAAUUGAACAGCGGAAAAACUCGCUCAGUUCGCCCUUGAGGAGACAGAAGGAAUACCUGCGUUCCCCUGUCUGCCUUAGCCGGACUUUGGGACCCAACAGCUGUGUGUUCAGCCCAUAUGCUUUGGCCAAGAGCCUGACUCCCAGGCUGCUCAAGUCCAGGAGGAGGUUUGACACCAUGAGCACAGGCGGCAGCCAAUCAUGCAUCUUCCCCUCCACCACUGACUCUGAGGGAGGUGUCAGCCCACUAUGGGAGCUGGAGCAGAAGGAGAUUGAGAACGUGCCAUACCUAUAUGGUAGGAAUGCAAGUGGACAAACGGGAGGAAAGGUGACCUCUGAUAUUAGGAUGCUGGGCCAGGGCUCUGCCCUGGCAUCGUUGGACAACUUGGAACUACGUGGACAGCUCCACCAAGAACCCAGUACCGGAGAACUGUCCAGGAAGGCCAAACAGGAACCCCAUGUUGGAAAGAGGCUUCAGUUUAACGAGGUGGAGCAAUCUGCCCCACCCAAGAAGCCUGAACUCUCUCAACCAAUCAGAGGCAAUGUUUCUGGAGCUGAAAGUAUCUGUGCCACCAAAGGGAAACCAAUGGAAGUCCAGUCUGGGGUAACCUCAGCAGUAAAGAGAGGGUUUGAGGAGGUGGAGAAAAGUCCUGAGCAGUUGGAAUCGCUUUCCAAGAAGAGAGACUCGGAGUACCAGAGGUGUUCUGGGGUCCCAGAGGUGGCUUUGAAGUAUCGUACUGGUCUGACCGGGGUGUUUGCCGAUGUUCAUUUGGAGGAGUUUGGAUCUAAGGGUCAAGGGACUGCUAAAGGACAGGUGCCCAAACGCUCCAGUCCCAUUGCUGUGACUAAAAACCUCCUGUGUGAGUUGGAUGACCUAGCAGAGGGGGUCUUUGUUGAGGGCAGGUCUUUUGGUGAAGACCAUGAGCUGAGCAGCAGCCUGAGCAUCGACUCUGAGGGGUCGGUUUCUGAAAUGUCCAUCAAUGUCAACAGCCCAACCCCAAAGUGGUCGACUCAUAGUGCCAAAGAAGGGCAUUUGGCAUUGUUAGAGCUAGACAACAGCGAAAUAUCACUGCCACCUCAGCCACCCACCUUCGCUAGUAUAGGAACAGCACUGCCGGGCAACAUGCUCACCCUGCGAGGAGGCGUAUCCAAACGCUCCUUCCUUGACAGAGUCCCCGAGCUGGACCCCAGCGUGACCAAGUCACCCUCGUUCCUCAAGCCCAGGAACGUGGUGGCCUUCCGGAGCUACUGCAGCUCCAUCAACCGCUCCAACAUGUCGUGGAACUCACGCCUCAGCCUGGGCUCAGUGGAGGCUAUGGAUAUGGCUACCUCAGCCUCCUACCACAGUAUGCCUGCUGCUGUCACACCAGUCCAGAAGAGACCCAACUCCAACAGCUCUCUCUAUCAGACCCCACAGACGAUGACAACAUCCCACACUCCAUUCAGGACCCCCAAGAGUGUCCGACGUGCUCCGGUACCUGUGGAGGGAGUACCGAUUUUAGGCACCCCAGACUACCUAGCCCCAGAGCUGCUAUUGGGGAUACCACAUGUUUCAGGAUAUCUUAAUUGUGACUACAUGGUGGACUGGUGGGCCUUGGGUGUGUGUCUGUUUGAGUUCCUCACCGGUGUGCCCCCCUUCAAUGACGAAACCCCUCAGCUUGUCUUCCAGAAUAUUCUCAACAGAGAUAUCCCAUGGCCUGAUGGUGAUGAGGAGCUAUCCCACAAUUCCCGGAAUGCCAUAGAGCUCUUACUCACCAUGGAUAUGAACAAACGGGCUGGACUCAAAGAACUGAGGAGCCACGCUCUCUUUGCGGGUUUGGACUGGGAUAACCUCCAGAACCAGACAAUGCCCUUCAUCCCCCAGCCGGAGGACGAAACAGACACGUCAUACUUUGAUGCUAGAAACACUGCCCAGCACCUAGUCAUGUCUGGAUUCAGUCUGUAGGUUUGUACACCAGCAUUGGGGUGAAUUCCAGUCUAUUCAGGAAGUACACUGAAAUUCCAAUUCCUUUUAAUUUGGUAAAAUUUGGAAUUGAGUUUACUUUCUGAAUUGAAACGGAAUUGACCCCACCCUGUUGUACCCCGACUGUUCCUCACUAUGCUAUUCUCUAUCCCUCAUCCUCUACCAUGCAUCACUGCAGUGUUUUCCCUACUGUUAUGUAGGCUGGGCAGGUCCCCUAUUGAGUUUUGUUUUGGAGUUCUAGUUGGUUAAGAAAAAAAUAGGAUUAAUAUAUUUCUAAAUCUUUGUGUGUGAGUUGAAUAUUUGUACUGUCUGUCAACUUAACGGCAUAACUGUCUUUUUAUAUCACGUAGCACCAUGUUUCACUGCUCUUUUAUGCGCCUGCCAUUUGUAAAGUGACCACUAUGAUUGAUUUCAUCUUCAUGCAGGUCACAUACACUACAUCUGUAUGGAUACUCUCCACAAAAUAUUGAUUUCUUGUAGGAUCUUUUAAAACUUUUUUUAUGUUCUUAUGAGGGAAAAUGUACAAAUUAAAAUGAUGUGAAGUGAUUGCAAUUAUAUUAUUAUUAUUUUUCCAUGAUACACGAAGAACCAAAACAUUUGCGUGGUCGGAUCUUGUGUGUGUUGUGAACCUUCAUAAGAGGAAUGUGUUUUCAGUCAAACAGAUCCAAAUGCUUUAUUAACUUUUCAUGCCUUGGAUGACAGAUCACAUGCAAACAACCAACUACUAAGGCAGAAAAUGUGAGCGCUUUAGAUUUAGUAGAAAAUGUAUUUAACAAAUCAAUGGCUCUGAAAAGAGCAUCAGCUCUACUGCCAAUGUAAAUCUUAUGUAGUACAUUUUGAAUGCAAUUAAAAUAUUGCAUUAAUCUGGACUGUACAGCCAUUUUUAAACACUGUAUACUACAUGAACCAAUUCAAUGUUUUUAAAUCUAACAGAUUUGAAACAGAUGCCAUAACCAAAUUGACACAUAAUAUACUUUGCUACAUUAAAACAAAGAUUAUUGCUAUUAAAAGGACAGUAAAAACAAAUCAAAAAAAUGUGAUUUUCCUGUGUUUUAUAUUUCCACACUGAAGUUGGAAUAAUACUGAAAAUUAUAAUGUCCUUUCAGUGCAAGAGCUGUUUGAAAAGACUGCCUGAAAUUAAAGCCUGUUUUAGUGGGCUGGGGUUUUGGCCUGCCUGAUAACGUCUCCUGGUGCUAAAUUAGUUACUAGACCAAUAAGAAAGUUCCAAACCUCUGCCAAUAACGGCAAAUGUUCAGUUUCCCUAGGAAAAUUCUUG